Molecule: messenger RNA, 1928 nt
Organism: Gossypium raimondii (Peruvian cotton)
Lineage: Eukaryota; Viridiplantae; Streptophyta; Magnoliopsida; Malvales; Malvaceae
Product: cytochrome P450 78A7
Exons: 2
Coding region: 75-1688 (537 amino acids)
Molecular function (GO): monooxygenase activity; oxidoreductase activity, acting on paired donors, with incorporation or reduction of molecular oxygen; heme binding
Source: RefSeq, a predicted model, not a curated record
CACCCCUUUCUUUCUUUUUCUACUCUGCAUAAAGUUAAGCAUCUUACUUCCUUUUUUUUAGUCUUUGUUCUUUAAUGGAGUUGGGUUCGGUUUCAAAAGAUACAAGCUGGUGGGUUUACACUCUUCCAGCUUUCUUUGGAUCCAAAAAUUUGUUCGAUGGGUAUGUUUUGUUUUCCCUCUUUAUGGCAUUUCUUUCCAUUGCCCUUUUUUCUUGGGCAUUUGCUGUUGGUGGGAUUGCAUGGAAAAAUGGAAGGAACCGAAAAGGUACCCUUCCUAUUCCUGGUCCUAGGGGUUUCCCUGUUUUUGGUAGCCUCUUUACUUUGAGUCGUGGUUUGGCUCACCGUUCGCUUGCCGCCAUGGCUUGGUCCAGGGCCAAUACUCAGCUCAUGGCUUUUAGCCUAGGUUCCACCCCAGUGGUCGUAGCUUCUGAUCCCCACACGGCUCGAGAAAUCUUAACUUCCCCUCACUUUGCUGACCGACCCAUUAAGCAGUCCGCUAAAAGCCUCAUGUUCAGUCGAGCCAUAGGGUUUGCUCCCAACGGAACCCAUUGGAGGCUUUUGAGAAGGAUAGCUUCCUCCCACCUUUUUGCACCCAAGCGCAUUUUAGCACACGAACCCGGUCGCCAGCUUGACUGUACUGUCAUGCUGCGCAACAUUGCGAACGAACAGAAGCUCCAUGGCUCUGUUUGCUUAAGAAAACACCUCCAGUUUGCUGCUUUGAACAAUAUUAUGGGAAGUGUUUUUGGCAGAAGAUAUGACCAGAGAAAAGACAGUGAAGAACUGGAAGAGCUUAGGGAUAUGGUAAGAGAAGGGUUUGAACUACUUGGGGCUUUUAAUUGGUCUGAUUAUUUGCCAUGGCUGAGUUACUUUUAUGAUCCCUUUCGUAUCAAUCAACGUUGCUUGCAACUCGUUCCCCGAGUUAGGAAACUCGUCAAAGGCAUCAUUGAACAACACCGACAACUCAGUGAGUCCAAAAUGCUGUCUGAUAAUGCUGAUUUUGUAGAUGUUUUGCUCUCUCUUGACGGUGAAGAAAAACUCCAAGAAGAUGACAUGGUUGCUGUUUUAUGGGAAAUGAUAUUCAGAGGAACUGAUACGACUGCUUUGUUAACGGAGUGGGUCAUGGCUGAGUUGGUAUUGCACCCGGAAGUACAAGCCAAGCUGCAACUUGAAAUUGACAGUGCUACGAGGAACAAAACCCUCACCGACGCUGACAUGGCGAAAUUACCUUACCUUCAGGCGGUGGUCAAAGAAACCCUACGGAUCCAUCCCCCAGGGCCAUUGCUUUCUUGGGCUAGGCUGUCCACGUCGGACGUCCAGCUCAGCAACGGGAUGCUGGUUCCCGCCAACACAACCGCCAUGGUGAACAUGUGGGCCAUAACCCAUGACCCCAAAGUGUGGAAAGACCCGGUCGAGUUCAAGCCGGAGAGGUUCCUGGAAGCUGAGGUGGACGUAAGAGGCGGUGACUUGAGGCUCGCACCCUUUGGGGCUGGGCGCAGGGUUUGCCCUGGGAAGAACCUUGGGCUGGUGACGGUCCAACUGUGGGUAGCCAAGCUGAUGCAAGGUUUCAAGUGGGUUCAAGAUUCGGUGGCUCACCCGGUCGAUUUGAGUGAGGUCCUGAAGCUGUCAUGUGAGAUGAAGUUCCCAUUGCAUGCUAUUGCUGUGGAAAGAGAGGAUACCCUUUUGCCUUAGCCUAGGGUUUUAGUUUUCUAGGGUUUAACUGUUAUCAUCGUUCUUGGUUUUAUUUAGUGUGUUUUUUUUUUUGAGAUUUUCUAUGUGAAACUGUAUAUUUAGUAUAGUGGGUAAACGAAUUUCCUGCAGGUAUUUGAUAUUUAGGCUUUGGGAUUGGAAUGAGUUUCCGUGGGCUCCUAAAUUAUAAUUUGAUGUUUUGCUUGCAUUCUCUAUUUAUUAUUUAUUCAAGGUUGUGUCUUA